UUUGAGAGUUAUUGUUUCCUUUAUUGACAGAAUGGAGAGGGAGAGUCCUCCUGCAAACGAUCUGUGUUCAGUGUGUCAUAGCGAUUUCCACACUCCAUGCCAAGCUAACUGUUCUCACUGGUUUUGCGGGAAUUGUAUUAUCUUGGUGUGGCAGCAUGGAUCGACUCAGCAACCUUGUAAGUGUCCACUCUGUCGUCGUAUCAUUACUUUGUUGGUUCCAUCCGAAGAAUCUCAAAGGCAACGCCAUGACCCUGAAGUGGCUCAGAUUCUAGACAAGAUUCAAACCUAUAAUCGAUUCUUUGGUCGAACCUCAACGGGUCUCCUUCAGAGGAUGCAAGAUCUUCCUUUUCUGUUGCCAAGGCUUCUUCGGGAAUUCUUGGACCCUCACAGAUCCCUUCCUCUUGUCAUUAGAGCUCGUGUUUAUAUUGCAAUGAUACUAAGUGCUGUAUACAUCGUCAGUCCUAUUGACAUAAUUCCUGAAGGGAUACUAGGAAUAGUUGGUUUAUUGGAUGAUCUCCUAAUUGGGCUCAUAUGCUUCCUGCAUAUUGCUGCCCUUUAUAGAUCAGUACUCUACACCCGUCAUGGGGGUUCCUGAACUACAUGUUUGCAAUUUGAGGUGAAGUGGUGAAAUGAGAUAAUGCCUAAGUUCCUGAGCAUUAUUCUCUCAUCUUGAAAAUUGACAUACCCUGUUUUGUACAGAGACAACUCCAUUUUCAAAUAUAGGAUUUAAAUGACUCUGCAAACGGUCAAUGGAAAAAAGCUUCCUUUAAAUUUCAAAUAGGUAUUGUGAAAUAGGUAUAUUUCGUUUUAGAAAGCUAUCUUAUUGAACCUCUGAGAGAUGCGUGAGGGAGGGGGGCAAUUACUAUCUUCAGUAUAGGGGUAUUCAAAAUCCAAAGCAAUCCG
This is a messenger RNA of Gastrolobium bilobum, 903 nucleotides long. RefSeq lists its product as uncharacterized. Bases 32 to 595 code for a protein of 187 amino acids. The record is from RefSeq and is a predicted model, not a curated record. NCBI's taxonomy places the organism in Eukaryota, Viridiplantae, Streptophyta, Magnoliopsida, Fabales, Fabaceae. The transcript has 5 exons. Gene Ontology annotation, molecular function: ubiquitin protein ligase activity.